AUGGUCCCUGAACUUGUUCCGAGUCCAACCGUGGGGGGGUCGAGCAUGAGCGGUAAAACUCCGGCGGGGAUUUGGGAGCUGGCCUUGUUCUACCAGCCACCAUUAGGAAAGGAUCGACUUGCAUUACCUUGGUCUAGGGUUGAUGUCAAAGACCAGAUGAGGUCGAGUCAAAUGGAUUGUCCCCGUUCAGAUGCCUCUGAUCGAGCCUCAUUCAUCCUGCCCAAUGUCGCUUGGCUCUUUGAUGUACCCCAGAGAUCUGAUUUCUUUGGCUUUCAGCGGUCUUGCAACGCUGGAUGCGCAAUACCUCAUUUGGGCCUGCCAGCAAUGAGAUCGGGGAAUACCAAUUCCCUCGGUGUUUCCGUACCUUUGGGGCCUGGCCCGGUUAAAGGCCCACCCGCAUGCGGAGAACAAGGUUCAGACAGAAUCCGGGGCAACCGUUGCUUAGUUGCUAUGUCUGAUCGCUUCCGUGCCCGGUUGUGUCAAUUUCGAGCAUUGGCCCGGACAUCUAACGGCGUCGAGACCCUUCUUCGGACACCCGAAGGUGAAAGCACAGGCUUGCAUAUCAGCCGCGCCCUUGAAUCGCAAUAUGACACUCCGUGUCGUAUCCCACCUAGGUUUGGCGCCUCUGGAUGUCGGUUGAAUUCCUCGAAGCUAUGGACAGCUUUCAGCGAAAAUUGUAGCCGAGCAAGAAGAGGCUGA
Molecule: messenger RNA, 699 nt
Organism: Penicillium oxalicum
Lineage: Eukaryota; Fungi; Ascomycota; Eurotiomycetes; Eurotiales; Aspergillaceae
Exons: 1
Coding region: 1-699 (232 amino acids)
Source: RefSeq, a predicted model, not a curated record